AAGAUGGCUGCGCCCAUGAUUUUUUCGACCUUCCAAGUUUUUGGUCGUGUUUUCCCAUUUUUAAUGAAGUCAUUUAACUUUUGGAUUCAUUUAUGUUAAGAUUGUUUGCUCAUUUUGUUGUGUCUUUAAGAGAAUCAUGGCUGUUCUGGGAUUAGCGACAGGUGCAGGUCACUGUGCUUCGUUUGGAACCUCGGUCAGAGUCCUCUGUCAAAUGUACAGGACGGGCAACCUAACGAAAAUGUUGUCCAAUGUUUUAAUAGCAAGACGAAACCUACACAACACGCAACAGAAUCCACUGUUUGGCGAUUCGGUCAACGUGUUGGGACAGACAUACCAGACAGAUGAUUGGACAAACAUUUCUCCAAAAGUAUUGGCAAAAGUUGGACAAAACCUUCACAAUACUCCAUGCAACCCGUUAAAUCUGAUUAGAAAAAGAAUUCAGAAUUUUUUCUACAACAAUUUCAUCAAGGGAGGAAGGCCACUGUUUUCCGUGUAUGAUAAAAUUAGCCCAGUUGUGACAAAAGAACAGAAUUUUGAUAAUCUUCUUGUUCCAAAGAGCCACGUGAGUCGACUGCCUGGCGAGAGUUAUUAUCUCAACUCGACGUACAUGCUCAGAGCACACACGUCGGCCCACCAGCUCGACUUGAUACGAACCGGACUCAACAGUUUUCUCGUAAUGGGCGACGUGUACAGGCGAGAUGAGAUAGACAGAACACACUAUCCUGUGUUCCAUCAGAUUGAAGGGGUUCGGCUCUUCACUAGCUUUGAGCUGUUCCAAGAUGUGCGAGACUCAACGAACCUGUCUCUGUUUGAGGAUGGUCAGCGUUUGCCAGACAGACAGGAAUGUCACACUAUGGACGCAGUGAAACUUCUCGAACAUCAGCUGAAGACGACGCUUUACAACCUGGCUCAUAAUCUGUUUGGUGCAGAUGCUGAAAUUCGGUGGGUCGACUGUUACUUCCCAUUCACUCACCCAUCCUGGGAGAUGGAGGUGAAGUUUGACGGCCAGUGGUUAGAGGUGUUGGGUUGUGGAAUCAUGGAGCAGCAAAUACUACAUGCAGGUGGUGCUGGUGAAAAGGUGGGUUGGGCGUUUGGUCUCGGUCUGGAGCGACUGGCCAUGAAACUCUACAACAUCCCAGACAUCCGUCUGUUCUCGAGUAAAGAUUCGGGCUUCCUGUCUCAGUUCAACGUGGACAAUCCUGAUACACCAAUCACAUACAAGCCUAUAAGUCAGUACCCACAGUGCAUCAAUGACAUUUCCUUCUGGAUCCCAGAUGAUUUCUCAUCGAAUGACUUCUAUGACAUAGCGCGAAACAUUGGCGGUGACCUCAUAGAGCAGGUGACUCUGGUGGAUACGUUUUUCCACCCUAAGACACAGCGCCACAGUCAUUGCUACAGGAUCGUGUACCGCCAUCUCGAGAAGACACUGACGCAGGGCGAGGUGAACGAAAUACACAAGAAUAUCGAAGACACGGCAGCGUCUCGGCUCGGUGUCGAAAUCAGAUAAACACAGUUUUUGAGGGAUGUGUGCUUGGCUAAGGAAUGGAAACAUUAAAAAGAUACAGUUUAACAUGUG
This is a messenger RNA of Gigantopelta aegis, 1576 nucleotides long. Its product is annotated as phenylalanine--tRNA ligase, mitochondrial-like. Bases 137 to 1507 code for a protein of 456 amino acids. Gene Ontology annotation, biological process: phenylalanyl-tRNA aminoacylation. Gene Ontology annotation, molecular function: ATP binding; tRNA binding; phenylalanine-tRNA ligase activity. Gene Ontology annotation, cellular component: mitochondrion; cytoplasm. The record is from RefSeq and is a predicted model, not a curated record. The transcript has 6 exons. Lineage: Eukaryota; Metazoa; Mollusca; Gastropoda; Neomphalida; Peltospiridae.